GGGGAUUGGCUCGGCGGACGGAUGACACUUGUUCAGAGGUUAUUUUAAAAGCGGAGCCUUUGGAGGCCCCGUGCUUCAAAAAAAUCUGAUUUCGAUUUGGGGGUCAACCUUGAACUCGGCGGCUGUUUCUGCACUUCGUGUGGCUUUCCCAUCUGGCAGGGACCGAGCGCCACCCCCUCCUCCCGUCACGGCCCCACCUCUUUGGUUAGGACAGUGCUUGGCCAGUAAGAGCUCAAUUUAACUCGCAGACUGACUUCACUGUAGAAACACCCACAGUCAUAUCAAUGGUUGGGGAAAGAUAGUGACAACAGGCAAAGGAAAAGCGGCUCUGACAUACUAAGGACAAUGAGUAUGCUAAAACCAAGCGGGCUUAAGGUCCCUACCAAGAUCCUUAAGCCUGGAAGCACAGCCUUGAAGACACCUGCAUCUGUUGCAGCUCCAGCAGAAAAAGCAAUAUCCAGCGAAAAAGCAUCGAGCACGCCAUCCUCUGAAACGCAAGAGGAGUUUGUGGACGACUUUCGAGUUGGGGAGCGAGUUUGGGUGAAUGGAAAUAAGCCUGGAUUUAUCCAGUUUCUGGGAGAAACACAGUUCGCGCCAGGCCAGUGGGCCGGGAUAGUGCUGGAUGAACCCAUCGGGAAGAAUGACGGGUCAGUGGCAGGCGUGCGGUAUUUCCAGUGUGAACCUUUAAAGGGCAUUUUCACCCGACCUUCAAAGCUGACGAGGAAGGUGCAGGCAGAAGAUGAAGCUAAUGGCCUGCAGACGACUCAUGCUUCUAGAACGGCAUCACCCCUGUCCACUUCUGCAGCCAGCAUGACGUCCUCCUCUCCAGCGACCCCCUCAAAUAUUCCUCAGAAAUCGUCCCAGCCAGCAGCAAAGGAGCCUUCAGCUACGCCUCAGCUCAGCAACCUUACGAAAACUGCCAGUGAAUCCAUCUCCAACCUUUCCGAGGCUGGCUCAAUCAAGAAAGGAGAAAGGGAGCUCAGAAUCGGAGACAGAGUGUUGGUCGGUGGCACCAAGGCCGGUGUGGUCCGAUUCCUUGGGGAGACAGACUUUGCCAAGGGGGAGUGGUGUGGUGUGGAGCUCGAUGAGCCCCUCGGGAAGAAUGACGGGGCCGUCGCCGGAACAAGGUAUUUUCAGUGUCAACCCAAAUAUGGUUUAUUCGCUCCUGUCCACAAAGUGACCAAGAUUGGCUUCCCUUCCACCACGCCAGCCAAAGCCAAGGCUGCCGCCGUGAGACGAGUGAUGGCGACCACUACCGCUAGCCUGAAGCGCAGCCCGUCCGCCUCCUCCCUCAGCUCCGUGAGCUCGGUGGCCUCGUCCGUGAGCAGCAAGCCCAGCCGCACAGGAUUAUUGACCGAAACCUCCUCCCGUUACGCCAGGAAGAUCUCCGGCACCACUGCCCUCCAGGAGGCCCUGAAGGAGAAGCAGCAGCACAUUGAGCAGCUGCUGGCUGAACGGGAUCUAGAGAGGGCGGAGGUGGCCAAGGCCACGAGCCACGUGGGGGAAAUAGAGCAGGAGCUAGCUCUGGCCCGGGAUGGACACGACCAGGUGAAGUCUGGCACUGACCUUGCUGCGCAGCACGUCCUGGAACUGGAGGCCAAGAUGGAUCAGCUGCGAACAAUGGUGGAAGCUGCCGACAGGGAGAAGGUGGAGCUUCUCAACCAACUCGAAGAGGAGAAAAGGAAGGUCGAGGACCUUCAGUUCCGGGUUGAGGAAGAAUCAAUUACUAAAGGCGAUCUUGAGCAAAAGAGCCAGAUUUCUGAAGAUCCUGAGAAUACGCAGACCAAACUGGAGCAUGCCCGCAUUAAGGAGCUUGAACAGAGCCUGCUCUUUGAAAAGACCAAAGCUGACAAACUCCAGAGGGAGUUAGAAGACACUAGGGUGGCUACGGUGUCAGAAAAGUCUCGUAUAAUGGAACUAGAAAAAGACCUAGCACUGAGAGUACAGGAAGUAGCUGAGCUGCGAAGAAGGCUAGAGGCCAGUAAGCCUGCUGGGGAUGUCGAUAUGUCACUUUCCCUUUUGCAAGAGAUAAGCUCUUUGCAAGAAAAGUUAGAAGCCAGCCAUACUGACCACCAGAGAGAAACCACUUCUCUGAAGGAGCAUUUUGAAGCCCGGGAAGAAGCGCAUCAGAAGGAGAUAAAGGCCCUUCAGGCUGCCUCGGAAAAACUUUCCAAAGAGAACGAGUCCCUGAAAAGCAAACUGGAUCAUGCCAACAAGGAGAACUCGGACGUGAUAGCCCUGUGGAAGUCCAAGCUGGAGACCGCCAUCGCGUCCCACCAGCAGGCCAUGGAGGAGCUGAAGGUGUCCUUCAGCAAGGGGGUUGGGACGGAGACGGCAGGAUUCGCCGAGCUAAAAACACAAAUAGAGAAAAUGAGACUAGACUACCAGCACGAGAUAGAAAAUCUGCAGAACAAACAGGACUCCGAGCGGUCCGCUCAUGCUAAAGAGCUGGAAGCUGUCCGGGCUAAGCUGAUGAAGCUCAUUAAAGAGAAGGAGAACAGCCUGGAAGCCAUCAAGUCGAAGCUGGACAGAGCAGAAGAUCAGCAUCUGGUAGAAAUGGAAGACACCUUAAACAAAUUACAGGAAGCCGAACUAAAGGUAAAGGAGCUAGAGGUCCUACAGGCCAAAUGCAGUGAACAAACCAAGGUUAUUGAUAAUGUUACAUCACAGCUCAAGGCUACCGAGGAGAAGCUCUUGGCUCUUGAUGAACUUCGGAAAGCCAGUUCCGAAGGUAAAUCGGAAGUCGAGAAGCUUAGGCAGCAGCUUGAGGCAGCUGAGAAACAGAUUAAAAACUUAGAGAGCGAAAAGAAUGCUGAGAGUGGCAAGGUUAGUAGCAUUACCAAAGAGCUGCAGGGAAGAGAGCUAACGCUUAGUAACCUACAGGAACACUUGGGUGAAGUCAGUCACGUGAAAGAGGCUUUGGAAAGAGAACUUCAGGCUUUGAAAGAGAAGUUUGCUGGUGCUUCAGAGGAGGCGGUCUCUGUUCAGAGAAGUAUGCAAGAAACUGUAAAUAAAUUACACCAAAAAGAGGAGCAAUUUAAUGCGCUGUCUUCUGAAUUGGAGAAGUUGAGAGAAAAUUUAACAGAUAUGGAGGCAAAAUUUAGAGAGAGGGAUGAAAGAGAAGAGCAGUUGAUAAAGGCGAAAGAAAAACUGGAAAACGACAUUGCAGAAAUAAUGAGAAUGUCAGGAGAUAAUUCUUCUCAGCUGACAAAAAUGAAUGAUGAAUUACGUCUGAAAGAAAGAAACGUAGAAGAAUUACAGCUAAAACUUACAAAGGCUAAUGAAAGUGUAAGUUUUCUACAGAGAAGCAUUGGGGAAGUAACUCUCAAAGCCGAAGCGAGCCAGCAAGAAGCAUCUAAAAAGCAUGAGGAAGAAAAGGAAGAACUGCUGAACAAAUUGUCAGACCUGGAAAAGAAGAUGGAAAUGAGCCACAACCAGUGUCGAGAUCUGAAAGCCAGGUAUGAAGAAGCCAGUUCUGAGACCCAGGCCAAGCAUAAGGAAGACCUGCAGAACCUACAGAAGAUGCUGUCGGAGACAGGGGAGAGUCUGAAGGCUGCACAAAAGGAGAACAGUGACUUGCUGCAGGAGAUAGUGGAACUGAAAAAGCAAGCUGACAAAGCCAAAGCUGCUCAGACAGCAGAGGACGCCAUGCAGAUAAUGGAACAGAUGACUAAAGAGAAGACCGAAACUCUGGCCUCCUUGGAGGACACCAAGCAAACAAAUGAAAAACUACAGAAUGAAUUGGAUACACUUAAAGAAAACAACUUGAAAAAUGUGGAGGAGCUGAAUAAAUCAAAAGAACUUCUGACUGUAGAGAAUCAAAAAAUGGAAGAAUUCAGGAGAGAAAUAGAAACCCUAAAGCAGGCAGCCGCUCAGAAGUCCCAGCAGCUUUCAGCGUUGCAAGAGGAGAACGUGAAACUUGCCGAGGAGCUGGGGAGAAGCAGGGACGAAGUCACGAGUCAUCAGAAGGUGGAAGAAGAGAGAUCUGUGCUCAAUAAUCAGUUGUUAGAAAUGAAAAAGAGAGAAUCCAAGUUAAUAAAAGACACAGAUGAAGAAAAAGCUUCCUUGCAGAAAUCCAUCAGUAUUACUAGUGCCUUACUCACGGAAAAGGAUGCAGAGCUGGAAAAACUGAGAAAUGAGGUCACAGUGCUCAGGGGAGAAAACGCCUCGGCCAAGUCCUUGCAUUCAGUCGUCCAGUCUCUAGAGUCUGAUAAGGUGAAGCUUGAGCUCAAGGUAAAGAACUUGGAGCUUCAACUCAAAGAAAACAAGAGGCAGCUGAGCAGCUCCUCAGGUAAUACUGAUACUCAGGCAGAAGAGGACGAACGAGCCCAGGAGAGUCAGAUCGAUUUCCUAAAUUCGGUAAUAGUGGACCUUCAAAGGAAGAAUCAAGACCUCAAGAUGAAGGUGGAAAUGAUGUCAGAAGCAGCCCUUAAUGGGAACGGUGAUGACCUAAACAAUUAUGACAGAGCUGAGUCUCUGAUCAUACAUGCUAACAUUUGCAGUGACGACCAGGAGAAGCAGUCCAAGAAGAAACCUCGCCUCUUCUGUGACAUAUGUGACUGCUUCGAUCUCCACGACACAGAGGAUUGUCCUACCCAGGCGCAGAUGUCUGAGGACCCCCCCCAUUCCACACACCACGGCAGUCGGAGCGAGGAACGCCCGUACUGUGAAAUCUGCGAGAUGUUUGGGCACUGGGCCACCAACUGCAAUGACGACGAGACCUUCUGACGAAACCUCAGCGGGAGACCUGGGCUCUCGGACGCGCUUGCGCACGGGCGGCCGGACACCAGCCUCGUGCGUGCGGACUGCGGGAGCACGCACGUUAUUUUUCACCCCAUCAGCAAAUCUAAGAAAAUAUUUUGAUCUUCCACAAAUCGCCCUUUAAUUUCCCUUUAUAAGUUAAAAAUAAUAAAUACUUAGGAGGUAGGUGAGUUAUCACCUCUGAUUUUGUCUUCUUGGUUUUUCAAAGUUUUACUAAGAUGCUGCACCAGAUGCCAUUACACCUAUUAUCCCCAGGGGAACCUCAAGGAACGACCCCCUACCCUCACAACACCUUAUUUAAGUAACUUUAAAUUAUGCCGUUACUUUUCCUAUUUGCACUAAACUAUUUCCAGGCUGCAUUUGUAUAUUUAGAUGUUUUGGUUUAGCUUUGACACUGGAAUGAGUUGAAAAAUGUGCCAUUUUGCAUUUUCAUCUACUCAUUUAAAGUAUUUUAUUCUUAAAGAACUAUCUGAGCUCUUUGCACUACCUGACGUCAGUAGUGCCUUGAUUUCAGGCUUGAUGAUACGUAGGUGUGGUAAAAUGAGACAGGUAAAGGGAGGGGCAAGCCCCCAAACUGCUGUGGGGACAUCUAUAAUCUAUAUGCUGCACCCACUCUCUACUGUGGUGUUUUGUUUAUUGAUUUUGCAUAAUUUCAGCUUCUAUAUAUUAUAUGUAUAUAUUUUUUUAAAAUCUAUAUUUUGGGAAAAAGCAUACACAACGUGUCUUUCUUUUCAGAUUUUUACCUUUAUGAAAAAGAAAACACUUAAAAUGUUCAUCAGGACAUAAUGAGCUAGGCCAGAAAUAGCAUCACACGGCUUUGCAACUGUUUUUUGUUUUCAUUUUGUUUAUCAGACGUAAAUGAGAGAUUUUCUCCAUAAUUUUUCCCUUCUCCAGCAGAAAUCCCCAGCAUCAAUUAAUUAGAUAAUAAGCCACUUUAAAACAUCUAAAUUAACCAGUCUACAAUCUUUACAAGUUUUUUUUACUGUUUUUAGAUGAAUGUAUGAUGAGAAAUUCAACAUGAGUAAUUUUGGAUUUUCUUAUCACAAAAAAUAAAAUGAAGGACCUCAACCACCAGAAGUUUAUCAACCAGUUUGAAUCUAUUUAUCUUGAUUUGAAUGUCUUCUAGAAUAUGUAAAAAGUAAUGUAUCUUCCAUGCUACAUGUAUAAUAAGAACUUCUAUAAUUGUAUAUAUGCUUUUGAUGUAUUUUCCCCUCAAGAUUAUCAACUCUGUGUUUGAGAAGUGAAAAAUAAAUCUGUGAUCAGUUGAAAUUUUUGGUUAUAAAUAUAAUAGGAAUUGUUUCUCAACGUGUAAAGCAGUAUUAAAAUUUGAGCAAAUAAGUGUUCUGUAUCUACUUUAAUAAAUGAUUAUUCUUUUUUGCCAA
This is a messenger RNA of Pteropus alecto (black flying fox), 6143 nucleotides long. It is a transcript of the gene CLIP1, whose product is annotated as CAP-Gly domain containing linker protein 1. The record is from RefSeq and is a predicted model, not a curated record. The transcript is spliced from 27 exons. Lineage: Eukaryota; Metazoa; Chordata; Mammalia; Chiroptera; Pteropodidae. Gene Ontology annotation, cellular component: nucleus; microtubule plus-end; cytoplasm. Gene Ontology annotation, biological process: positive regulation of microtubule polymerization; cytoplasmic microtubule organization. Gene Ontology annotation, molecular function: microtubule plus-end binding. Bases 346 to 4728 code for a protein of 1460 amino acids.